Molecule: messenger RNA, 1746 nt
Organism: Saccharomyces eubayanus
Lineage: Eukaryota; Fungi; Ascomycota; Saccharomycetes; Saccharomycetales; Saccharomycetaceae
Gene: BSP1
Product: Bsp1p
Exons: 1
Coding region: 1-1746 (581 amino acids)
Source: RefSeq, a predicted model, not a curated record
AUGACCCAGUAUGAACGUGACCCUGAGCUGGUGAAUUUUUUGUCAAAAGUAGAAGACCUGGACUCUAAAAGAUACAAUAGUAGUUCAAUCACGAAUCCAUCCAGACAACCCCUUUCGCCUGUGAACAACGACUCACCAGGACACAGGAACGUUAGGAGAGCCAAUACAACGACAACCGAAAACGAAGAACGCAGGAACAGGUCGGCCAAUUUAGCUUACCGAUCUGCUUAUAAUUAUGAAAUGACAUUCUCCCCCAAGAAAACUCACUACUCAUUAAAAGAGCUGGAUCUUGAACGGGCGACACCAAAUUCGAAUUUGAAUGAACCUCGCCCUCAAAACGCAAAGGAAUUUGUUAUUUCCGAAGAGGAUUAUUUACUUUUACAGAAGAUGAAAGCUUCUCAAUCGCCUAAUGAUUAUAGUUGCAGUAAACCAUCACCUUCUUUUAGAAAGGACCAUCGCGUGCCAAGUCGAGGCCGACCCAGAGACAAGGAAAUAGUUACUGUUCAAUAUGAUUUUGACUUCCAAGAGACAGCUCGUUUGCCCGCUUCGUCUUCUUCUUCCUCACCCACACCACCACCAAUGCCCACCAGGCGUAGCCAUGUUCAAGUCAUUGAAGAUGAAGAGAAACCAAUGCUUCCAAUAAGACCCGCUAAGGCGGAAAUUGUCGAACGCCCGCUACGAAGGAUCACUAAGCUGGAAUUGCCGGUGCCUGAGCCCGUCAAGCCCAAACCGCCUGUUUCACGUUCCACGAAGCCGACAAGCUUUUUGAGCUCUUUGCAAGAUAACAAGUUAACAAUGGCAAAUAGCCAUGGUUCAGAAGUAGAGACACCUACGAAAAUAGUAAAGAACUCUCACAUUGACUACCUGGAUUCCAUACAAUUAAAACCAGCCACUUUAUCAUCUACAAUAAAUAAUAAGCCUAAGCCUACACCACCUUCUCCCCCGGCGAAGAGGCUUCCCAGGUCUGAAAGCUUUAUUAAGUCUGCAUUGAAUUCGAACUUAACGACAACAUCUAAACCUUCUUUACCUGAAAAACCUCAGGAACUACGAAAUGCAAAGCUGACCGUCCAAAGGGCAAAACCGAGCAUACCGCCAAAGAAAGUAGAGCUAAACCUCGCGUUGCCUGACUUGCGUCCUGUAGAGACUUCUUCAACGAAACAAAAAUUUGAACAUUCCAUGGAUUUACCUAAAUUACGAUCCAGUAACCGUAACGUCAAGAAACAAGAAGAUGAUAGCAUUCCAGAAGCAAUUAAAAAUAUUCAGAACUUAAAAAAAACAAAACAUGAAAAGCCUGCAAUUCCACAGAAGAAAACAUUCCUGGCCAAUGGCUUAAAACCCACAGCAGUUGAAACCGACGGUGAUGUGAGCAAGCUAAAAAACAAUGAGCCGGAAGCUCUCUCGUUAAGAAAUAAUCUCAAAAAGAGCCCUCCAAAAGCACCAGAACGUAAGAUUUCAAUGCCAGAAGCAUUACGAAGAAUUGAAUUAAUGAAAAAAUCCAAAACUGAGCCCGCGCUGGAGCCUGCGAAGGAACUUAGUAUAAACGCGAGAUUGGAUGCAAUAAUUGCGUCCAAGAAUUUGAGGUCCUCCAAUACUGUACCGGAGUUUAACAGUGUUAAAACCACUGCUAAGACUUCUGACGACAUUAAUGUAUCCAAACGGGACGAAGCAAAGGAAACAAAACCCCUGGUACACGUUAAUAAAAAUAGGGCCCGUGGUCCUAGAAGAAAACCUCCCACACACGUAUGA